AUUAUCCGUAUGAUAUAUGUAACGGAACUGUGGAUUCUUCGUGGAUACCCACUGCUCUGCAGUUCUUUUUCGGUAUUAUAGGGAAUGCAAUAGCAAUGAUAUUAGUGUGGAUAAAUCGAAGGGAUCACAGAUGGUCUUCUUUCUACAAAAUGUUUGCUGCCCUCGCGUUAACGGAUUUCUUAGGAGUUUUAUUAACUUAUCCUUUUGCAAUCAUGAGAUACAUUUCUGAUUUUACAUACUGCUUUCCAAUAAAAAUUUGUGAAUCUAUUUCUUUUGUAAUGGUGGACGCCCAUUUAGCUGCUGCCUUAUUAAUAUGUGCCCUGUCAUUUGACAGACUUCUUGUUCUCAUAAAUCCUUACCAUUACAGGAGCCGAGAUUUGGGUAGACGAUAUGUUGUCGUGAUUAUAGCAAUAUGGCUGUUUUCAUCGGUCUUCUCAAUGCUACAGUUGGUUGGUGUAGGCAAAGCUGAACUUUAUUUUCCGGGAUCCUGGUGCUAUUUUGAUUUCGUGAAGCCUAGUAUCGGGAGUCUUUUCUCUGCUUAUUUUUAUUCAGUCGUCAGCUUCUCAAUAAUUUUGAUUACUGUAGUGGUAAAUGUUUUCACUAUGUGGAAAAUUUGCCACGACCCAGCUGCUAAGGGGACUCUAUUAGACUCCAGUCUCGUCUCCGGAUAUUACGACUCCCACGUCAUAGUUUUUAUCAUUGCAGUUACAAUCUCCUUUGUAGCUACCUGUACCCCUUUAAUUGUUGAUAUCUUUUUGCAUGCAUUAGAACUGAGAACAGAAAACAAUGAUUUGGAAAUGUGGUUUGAACGCUUGACAUUCCUGAAUGCCAUCAUCGACCCUUGGUUGUACAUAGUCCUGAGAAAAGAAUCCAUCAGAAGAAUUAUCCUUCUCUACCGAGCACUACGCAAUCCAGUAUCUCCAGAGGAAGAAUGCUUGCUUGAACGAUAAAAUGACUUUGACCUAGUUUGAUUGGUUUACAAGAGAGUAAAGAUUAAAAGGUUAUAAUUUGACAGAAUUUUUUUUACUGUUUGAUCAUAUUUUGAUAGAUUUUUAAAGUAAAUGCAAAUGUGACAAAAAUUCAUUAGUUUGUAGUGAAACAUGAAAUUAAAUUUAAUGUACAUGUACAAGAUAUAGGUUUUUUUAAUAUAUAUUUUGUUAAUUAUGUACAUAAUGCAUAUAUAAUACCGCAUGAGUUCAUCUCACAUCGAUAACUUAACUUAUUUAUGGCGUGCGUGUAGACAGUGUAUUACACGUUCUAAACUUGUAGCUACACGUCGGAUUUGACGUCAUGAUAUCAAAGAACACAAAAAUUGAUGACGUCACCCGUACAAGUUGGUCGCAAAACAUGUAACUAAAACUCUAUAUUGUUAUACAUUAUUCUUGGAGUUUCUUCUUCACUUUUUGUUAAUAUUUUAGUGAUG
Messenger RNA from Saccostrea cuccullata (small rock oyster), 1423 nucleotides. Its product is annotated as prostaglandin E2 receptor EP3 subtype-like. NCBI's taxonomy places the organism in Eukaryota, Metazoa, Mollusca, Bivalvia, Ostreida, Ostreidae. Gene Ontology annotation, cellular component: plasma membrane. Gene Ontology annotation, molecular function: thromboxane receptor activity. The transcript has 2 exons. The record is from RefSeq and is a predicted model, not a curated record. Bases 96 to 950 code for a protein of 284 amino acids. Gene Ontology annotation, biological process: positive regulation of cytosolic calcium ion concentration; adenylate cyclase-activating G protein-coupled receptor signaling pathway; inflammatory response.